AUUUAUUCGAGAUCGAAGUGCACGGAGUCCUAUUGCCUUAUAUGUGAUUGUGACAUGACUAAAACUCUGCCCACAACGCUAUCGACGACGGUCCGCCCCACCAUGAUUUGGCAAGCAGCACUUAAAGUUGCAACGGCAAUUGUCAUCACCAUUCAUUGCAAUAUCAAUACAACCGCGUCUCUAUUACAGUGUAUUGCGUAUGGAACUGCAGUCCAAGUUUGAUUUUCAAAAACUCGGCUUCGCUGCCUUUACUGGAACUUUCGCCUACUUUUCCUUCCUGGAAAGAAGGUAUCGGAAAUCACAUUUGAAUGGGGUAUGGUUGUCGGACCUAACCAGGGUUAAGGGUCCAGCGCCUGCCGACAGGUAGUUUGCUGUAGCAUGAGAAUCAUUACAUGCCAGCAGUACUCCAAAGCUUUUAUUCGCACCUCAGAUAGUGCGGGCCAGGGUUUCCAUUGAUAUGGGAUGCUCAAAAACCCAAUCUUUACUCGAUUUCAUCGUGGUUUACAGCGAGUUUCUUCCAAUCCUUCUUCCCAUCGAUCAUGUCACAACUAUCUGACCUGCGCAUCUCUGAUAACGCACAACUCGUCCUUAGUGCUGCAGCUUGUCUUGGUGUCAUAGGAGUAAUUGCUCGGGCUUACCGGCCUAAAUCAGGUCUUCCCCUCCCACCUUCCCCUCCUACCUGUCUGCGCCUUUGGGUGACUUU
This is a messenger RNA of Suillus clintonianus, 703 nucleotides long. RefSeq lists its product as uncharacterized. The record is from RefSeq and is a predicted model, not a curated record. The transcript is spliced from 2 exons. NCBI's taxonomy places the organism in Eukaryota, Fungi, Basidiomycota, Agaricomycetes, Boletales, Suillaceae. Bases 55 to 222 code for a protein of 55 amino acids.